This is a messenger RNA of Knipowitschia caucasica, 1605 nucleotides long. The record is from the annotation of a GenBank genome assembly. Lineage: Eukaryota; Metazoa; Chordata; Actinopteri; Gobiiformes; Gobiidae.
AUGACUGCAGCCCGAGAUCAGGACGUGUUUUUGGGCUUUGACUUCAGCACGCAGCAGUUGAAAGUUUUGGCAUUGGACUCAGAGCUCCGGAUUCUCUAUGAAGACAAAGUCCAAUUUGACUCAGACCUCCCAGAGUUCAGGACUCAGGGCGGGGUCCACAUCCAGGAGGACAGACUGACCGUGACCUCACCCACGCUCAUGUGGGUCCAGGCUCUGGACCUGCUGUUGGACAACAUGAAGACUAGAGGAUUCCAAUUCUCCAGGGUGAAGGCGCUCUCUGGGAGUGGACAGCAGCACGGCAGUGUGUUCUGGAGGAAAGGAGCCGGUCACAAACUGACAACCAUGGAUCCAGAGCAGCAGCUAAGCCACAUCCUACAGGACAGCUUCUCCGUACCUCAGUCCCCUGUGUGGAUGGACUCUAGCUCCAGGACUCAGUGUGAUGCACUGGAGCGAGCAGCAGGGGGCGCUCUACGACUGUCUGAGAUCACUGGCUCCAAGGCCUAUGAGCGCUUUACAGGAAACCAGAUCUCCAAAGUGUUCCACACUCGACCAGAAGAGUUCUACCAGACUGAGAGGAUUUCGCUUGUCAGCAGUUUCGCAGCCUCUCUGUUCCUGGGAAAAUAUGCUGCAAUUGACUUCAGCGAUGGGUCUGGGAUGAACCUCUUGGACUUGUCUUCUAAGGCCUGGUCUGACGUCUGUCUAGAUGCCUGUGCACCAGGACUGCGCCCUCUCCUGGCUGACCCUGUGGACUCCUCAUCAGUCCUGGGCUCCGUCUGCUUGUACUUUGUGAAGCGGUUUGGAUUCUCAGAAACCUGCAGCGUCGUGGCUUUCACCGGAGACAAUCCUGCGUCUCUGGCUGGGAUGAGACUUCAGCCUGGAGAUGUCGCUGUCAGUUUAGGCACCAGUGAUACAGUGUUCCUGUGGCUGCAGUACCCCCAGCCGGCACUAGAGGGACAUGUCUUCAUCAACCCAGUCCAGCCAGAGCACUACAUGGCCCUGCUGUGCUUUAAGAACGGGUCGCUGGUGCGAGAGCGGAUCCGGGAUCAGACUGGAGGCUCCUGGGAUAAAUUCUCCUCAGCUCUGAGCUCCAGUCCCCUCGGGAACAACGGGAACAUUGGACUUUACUUUGACGUGAUGGAGAUCCUCCCGGCAGCAUGCGGCGUGCGGCGCUUUGAUGCUGACGAUAACGAGGUGGCGUCCUUCCCUCCUCACACUGAGGUGCGCGCUCUGCUGGAGGGACAGUUCCUGUCACGAAGACUACACUCAGAACGACUGGGAUACCACAUCUCUCCAGGGACUAGAGUUCUGGCAACAGGAGGAGCAUCUUCAAACCGCCACAUCCUGCAGGUCUUAUCAGACGUGUUUAACGCUCCUGUCUUCACCAUCGACAGCUCCAACUCGGCAUGUCUCGGAUCAGCCUACAGAGCUCUUCAUGGUUUGUUGAAACAGUCCGGUGUUUCGUUCUUCGAUGCAGUGAAGAACGGAGCAGAACCAAAACUCAUGGCGACGCCGGAUCCAACAGCCAAUCAGGUUUAUGACCAGAUGUUGAAACGCUUCGCUCAAGUGGAGGAGAGAGUCCUGCUGGAGUCACGCCCCCAGAUCUGA